AUGUUGGGUGGCCUGGAGUUUGAGGCGACAAACUGUUAUCCAACACGCGAUCCGGGUCACGGCUACCCCCCUCUUGUCUUUUCCUUCGCAACCCCCUCUGAUGUAACUCUAUCACCUGGUUCAUGGUUGACUUCCAUGAAAAUGAAUGAAUCAGGUGACUUGGAUCAUUUACAGAGUAUCAAGCGCUCUGCGACACUCCCUGCGAGAUUGAUUUCACACUCCGCGCGCGCCUCCGCAGCAGCGCUUCCCGAUAAUGUAAUCUUCCACCAUCCAUCUUGUCGCAUUGUACAGUUCGCUCCUCGAUCGUUUGCGCCCAUACCGUCUGCAUCCUCCCCUUCCGACUUUGAUUAUCCAGUCGACACAGUCGAAACCCUCCCGUGGCGCAGCGCCUCUGAAAGAACACUUGCGACAGCGGCGCUGCGGAUUGAGAAGGUCCACGGCCUGACUGUGUUUUUGAAAUGUGGAAGUAUCGUGCAACCUAUUCUAAAGAACUCGCAAUGCUGGUGUGUUGAUGGAGUAUCGAAAUUUGUUUUGCGCAUUCGUCCACUUUUUUACUAUCGCAUCGAGAUCCCUUAUGAGUCCCCAGAGGAUAAGGGGCUAGUGGAGCAGCUCAAAACUGCGCUGCCGACCAUUCUUCGCUACGAAGUGACGCCAUGUCCCUUCAAAAGAGCUUUUACCGUCGAAUUACCUGAGGAGGCGAUGGCGCCCAGGCGCAAGAGGGCCUGGCGACCAAAGGACCGAAAGGAUAGCUUGACAGCGUCACUAGGGAAUCUUCAAGUUCCCCUUGCAGAUAACAAGCUUGAUACGAGUGAUUCUGCCGGCGACGAGACAGAAGGAGACCUUACAGAUGAUAGCGCAAUUACCUCCAUGAGAGCCAAUAGUGUUACAUCCGAAGCAUCGCCACCUUCAAAGAGCCCCUCCGAGCUUGAGCUAGCACCUGAAUCCACAGCCAAAGAGGAACAGGUGGCCAAAGCUUCUGUGGAGGAAGUUGCAGAAGUACCAGACCGCCGUGCUAGUCUCACCGAAACCAUGCCUACUGUUUUGGUCUCUCAUGAAGCAAACCUAAAGCCUACAGAGGCCAAAGACAUGUUCAAGUCUGUCGAUGUUGCUCUUGCGGACAUGCAUUGCAAGAAAGAAGAUGCGGCGUCUAUGAUGGCUGAAGAUGUGAAGAAUCCCUUGGAAAGUCUCAACACACAACUAUCCAAUGAAACUGAACAACCAGACAAGCCCUCGGACGAACCAGAUCAAUACCAGCGCACUGAGGCUGAGGAAACACACUUGUCUAUCGAAGCAGCAAACCAAUCUGCACUUACAGCGGUGCUAAAUGAAGAAAAAGCUGUGGAGACCGGUGUCGCAGAUCAGUCUACGCAAAGUGUAGAUAAAAGGGUUGACAGCAAUCCAGUCACGGCGAAUGAGAUUCUCACAACCACGGAGUCCUUCGGUAUUACGCGCUGUAAUGAUCCUCACAACGUGACUCCUAACCCAAGUCCCAAGAUGAAGGAAGCCGGUGUAGAGACGGCUCAACGCAAGACUCCUGCACAUACUGAUUUCAGAUCUGCAGGUGAAGCUGGGCUACUGGCUGAUCCCGGGACAGACCAGGAUGUUUCAUUCUCUUCCAGUCCUGAGUCCUUCCACUCAGCCGACUUUCUCUCUCCUUCAGAAUCAGCAUCAACUCGCUCUUCGCCCAUCGGAAAACCGGAUGUGGUGUCGGUUAACUCGGUCGCUUUUGGAAAUGACUAUGGGUUCCCAAUCGUGACCGACAAGCUAUCCAAUGUCCAUUCUUCUACGUCAGGCAAUAUCUCAAACAUUUGUCUCAAAACUGUAGCUUCGACGAGCCCUGGCCCUCCUGAUGCGUCUGCCAUGUCUCCAAGCGCUACCUCAGCGACCGAAACUAAACCAUCAUUAGCUGUCCCGUCAAGGACGCGUACCGCGUCAAGUUCUUCGUCAAGGACCACGGCUUCAGUAACAGAUUUUGACCACAUGAGCACUGAAUUUCGUCGCCGGGCUCAGGCAACAAGGCAACGAGACAUAUCUCCUAUGCCCCCUCCCUCCGCCAUUUAUCAACCAAGGCAAGGUGAUGAAGCUACAUCUCUUUUAACUAAAGCUUUAACGCUUGUUCUUGUGCCGCCUAUCUCUCUUUUUAUUGUUUUACUCCAUAUCACAGCUCGUAUCGUCAUCAGCCCAGGUGUCACGCCUCCUUCCAACGACUCCAAGACAAGUACCAAGGUACCUGGUCGACUGUCUCUUGCAGAAGACGACUUCGAUUUCCCGUUGGACCGUGAGGCCUCUGACUAUGAGGACGCAGGGCCAACCAACAAAGUAGACCCGUGGGAUCUUGACUAA
Messenger RNA from Penicillium chermesinum, 2343 nucleotides. RefSeq lists its product as uncharacterized. NCBI's taxonomy places the organism in Eukaryota, Fungi, Ascomycota, Eurotiomycetes, Eurotiales, Aspergillaceae. Gene Ontology annotation, cellular component: extrinsic component of intraperoxisomal membrane. The transcript is spliced from 2 exons. The coding region runs from base 1 to 2343 and encodes 780 amino acids. Gene Ontology annotation, biological process: peroxisome inheritance. The record is from RefSeq and is a predicted model, not a curated record.